AGAGAGAGAGAGUGAGAGAGAGAGAGAGAAACACACACAGACAGAGGGAGCAGACAGCACAAGAACUUCAUCAGGCUCCACUCAGCUGAGAAAAGCUGCUCAGCAGGAGGUAACAUGCCUUUGUCUAAAGGUCAAGCAAAGGUGAGAGACAGGCCCGGUUUGUGUGUGUUGGGGGUUGAGACUAUGUACGUGUGCAUGCAGGUUGUAGAGUGUGUUUUUUUUGUACUUGUAAUGUGUUUGGACUGUGUAUGUGAAGGUAGAGAGUGUAUAUUAUAGCUCUUUGUGUUGAAGCCCUUUCUCCUCAUUUCCCCCACAUGGAGCACCCAUUUCCUUCCAGGAAGCCCUGAAUGCCAUAAAACAUCAAAGUCUCUGGUACAGACACACACUAACACACACACACACGCACUGAUAUAUAUGCACACUCAACACUCAAACAGGUCUGCCUUUCAAACUGGAAAAAUUGGAAAACUUUUCAUAUUUUUUUUGAGAGUGACCACACAGUUAUAAACCACAGACUUCUUAAUCUAUUUCUCUCCCUCUCUUUCUCUCUCUUUCUCUUUCAGAGCGGUGGGGUCUGAGGCAUGCCUCCUUUAGGGAAUAGGAACAUCUGGGUUUGUGAGUGCGGCAACAGAGGAGUAAAACUCUUGGAACUGCUCUGCACAUUUCCUGUGUUUGGAGGUCUUACUUUUGCUCGUUUUGCUCUCUCCCUCUCUCUCUUUCUAUGUCUCUCUCCCUCUCUCUCCUACUGCUAUAUGGUGCUGCUUCAGUCUGCUCUCUUGCAGUGGUGGGGCAGUCUCUAACAGAUGUGUCAACCUUGCUUCUUUUGUCUGCUUGAUCUUUCUCCGUCUCUUUGUUUGGUCUCCUUUGUGAUGAGUCGUAGAGGUCCUGUAGGGCUGAAGGUUGGGUGCACUCUCUCAGGAAGCCAGAGCUGACCAGAUUCCUCCAGUGUUUUCUCAAAACAAGCCGCAGAGAAGGCCACAGGACGCGACUGAGCUGUAGCAGAUUGAGUCCUUGAUGAGUUUCUAAGUAGGAUACUUCAGUUUCUUUGUUCUCAACUGCUCUCCAACUCACAAAACACUUCUUCAGUUUAUAAAAGCAGAUAAACAACUGCCAAACAGCUGUCGAAAUGGCAGUGAUGGACUUCUUAUGGACGCUGGUCAUGUUAAGCCAUAUUCUACGCCUGGGCCAGGCUGAGAGUGUGCUAAGGGUGAAUUCUGGACUGCAGGUGAUCAGAGGGCAGAGCGUGUCUGUGACUGCAGAAGAGCUUCAGUUCAGUACCGAUGAAAGCUCAGAGGCCUGCAAAGUGGAGGUUGUGCUCAACGAGCCUGCGACUCAAAGGGUGGGGAAGCUCACUCCACAGGUGUUUGACUGCCACUUCCUUCCUGAUGAGGUGAAAUAUAUCCAUAAUGGCAGCCCAUUACUAGAAGAAGAUGCAGUCAUGCUGAGAGUCUACAGGUUCACAGAUUCUGAGACGUUCACAGAGACGUUCCUGCUGAAGGUUCAGGUGGUCGGACCACAGAAGAGUUUGAUAGAGUUUGGAAGUGUUCCCCUGGUCGUCCAAGCAUUUUACGGCCUCUCCAAUGCCAUUGACAGUCAGGUGCUGACCUUUAGUACUCAGCCGAACGUGGUCUGCAUUGUUCGUCUCCUCAGCUCUGAGAUGAACGUCCCAAUGCUGGGUCAGGUGGUUACAGAGGAUCCUGCACAGGCAGAUCAGGCCUCUGAGCCAAUCACUGGGCCAAGAAAAGGUCGACAGACGGCUAUAUCCUGUCCUGGAAACAAGGCAUGUGUCCAUAACACCCGAGUAGUACAGUUUCUGAAGACCAGCUGCAGUGAGUUCCUCACCUCAGGUCUGAAGUAUCAACACCUCAGCCCUCCUUCCCCAGAGAUCGAUUAUGUGCCGAUUAGAGUGGAGCUCAGGGACCAAAUGACCCGAGCCCUUCUGGAGGCGGAGAGCAUCUGGCUCCCAGUCUUGAUACAUGGAGCUAUGCAGAACCAGCCUCCCCAUGCUGCCUUCAUGUCCAUGUUCAUUCUGGAGGUGGACCAGUUCAUCUUGACCCCCAUGACCACAGCAGCUCUAGACGCCAAAGAUGAUGAGACCCCUCAGGCCAGACUGCUCUUUAAAGUCACCAAACCUCCUGCAGAAGGCUAUAUCACACAUCUGGAUGAUCACACCAAGCCUGUAUCCUCCUUCUCCUGGCAGGAUCUGAAUGAGAUGAAGAUCGGGUACCAACCUCCAAACAGCAGCCAUGUCAGCAGGCGAAACUAUGAGAUUGAGUUCCAGGCUGUUGAUAGCUUCUUUGCAACUAGUCCUCCCAUCAUGGUUCACAUUUCCAUCCGCACAGCAGAAACCAACGCUCCUCGUGUCUCCUGGAACCUGGGACUGGAUCUACUGGAGGGUCAGUCCAGACCAAUCACCUGGGAGAACCUGCAGAUUGUUGACAAUGACAACAUAGACGCCGUCACACUGGUGGCUGUGGAUGGUCCGCUGCAUGGACGCCUGAGUGUUCGAGGUGGGAAGGGCUUCAUGUUCAAAGUGAAGGACCUCCGUGAGGGUGUGGUGGUUUAUCACCACUCUGACAGCGACACCACCAGAGACUACAUUGUCUUCAGGAUCAUGGACGGCCGCCAUAGCAUCCGUCACAAGUUCCCCAUCAACAUCCUCCCUAAAGACGACACUCCUCCCUUCCUCAUCAACAACGUGGCUUUUGAGGUGCAGGAGGGGGGUUCAGUGCUGGUGGAGGAGUACAUGCUCCUGGCAUCAGACCUGGACUCCAGUGAUGACUAUAUACAGUACCAGAUCAUUAAUCCCCCACGUGCUGGGGAGCUGGUCAAAAAGGUGUCUCCACUUGAGCCGGGUGUUCCAGUGAAGACCUUUACACAGAGGGACCUGUUUCAGGGCUUGAUCUACUACAAGCACUCAGGAGAAGAGAAGUUUGAAGACUCAUUCGAUUUUAUCCUUUCUGACAUCCAUCAGCCUCCAAAUCUAUCAGACAGACAAAUGGUGGUGAUUCAUGUGUUUCCAGUGAAAGAUCAGCUGCCAGUGGAGGUCUCAGGCACCAUUCGCUCCAUCGUAGUUAAAGAGACUGAGGUUGUUUACAUCACACAGAGCCACCUUCACUUCCGAGCCCCCGAGCACCCGGACGCUGACCUCAUGUACUUUAUCUCCAGCCCAUGUUACAGUCCUGCCAAGGCCGGGCUUUCAGAUGCUGGAAGACUCUUCUACACAGAAAGCACAAAGUUCAUGAAAAAAGAUUACAUGGUUCCAGUGCUGAAGUCAUUCACUCAGCAUGCAGUAACCCACCACAAAGUGGGCUAUAUGCCCCCUAUAGAGGAUGUUGGUCCUGAGCCACUGUUUGUGCAGUUUGUCUUUUCUGUGAGUGACCAACAGGGCGGCGCUCUGACCGGGCUUGUGUUCAAUAUUACCGUCCUUCCUGUGGAUAAUCAGGCUCCGGAGAUGUUCACGAACCUGCUGAGGGUGGAGGAGGGUGGCAGUAGUUUCCUGAUGGAGGAGCACUUGUUGGUGCAUGACGUAGACAGCCCAGAGGAGAAGCUCAGGGUUCUGGUUCGGACCCCACCCCGCCACGGGACACUGGAGCUGCAGGGUGUGGCCCUGUCAGAGGGGGAAAGUUUUCACCUGCAAGAUAUAAAAGCACUAAGAGUUAGAUACACCCACGAUGACUCGGAGACUUUGAAGGACAGUGUAGGCCUUACUAUUACAGAUGGAAUCAACUCUGCUCAUGGUGAACUCUUGGUGCAGAUCCUCCCUGUGAAUGAUGAGCCCCCUCAGCUGGGGUCAGGCCUGAGGGCUGGACUGUCCUGUGAGGAAGGCGGUCGUGUGAAGAUCACUGCAGAGUAUCUAUUUGCCACAGAUGCCGACAGUGACGACACUCGACUCACCUACAUGCUGGCUCGGACCCCUGCCCGUGGCGUGUUACAGAGGGACAGGGUCACUGUUGAUAAGUUCUCACAACUGGAUGUGCUCAAUGGCCUCAUCUUCUACCUGCACACAGGUGGCGAGAUUGGUCCAGACCCAGUGUCAGACAUAGUCACUCUCAUAGUGUCGGAUGGGGAGGGCGACACUAGAGAUGGCUGCUGCCAAGAAGACGCUGUCCCACCACCCAUCCCACUGCAUGGGACACUUCCAGUUUAUGACCUCAACAUCACUAUCCUUCCUAUCAACAGCCAGGCCCCAGCCAUCACUAUAGGAAACAUGUUGGUGGUGGACGAGGGCUCUAGUGUGUGUUUGUGUGGAGGUGUGCUGGCAGCUACAGAUCCUGACUCCAAGCCAGAGCAGUUAAUCUUCCAGCUGGAGAGCCCACCUCAGCAUGGCUUUCUGGAGAACACCCUGCCCUCACCUGGCUUCGAGAAGAGCAACGCUGGAAUCCGAGUGGUUUCUUUCAGCCAGCUCCACCUCUCCUCUGGAUACAUGAACUACGUGCAGUCGGUCCACAGGGGUGCGGAGCCCACGGCAGACCACUUCACCGUCACUGUCAGCGAUGGGGUCCAUAGGUCAGGGCCUGUAGCCUUCUACAUCAUCAUCAACCCCACCAAUGAGGAGGCUCCAUCUCUGCUGCUCAGCAACUUUACAGUCAUGGAAGGAGGAAUGAAAGAACUGACCCCUGACAUUUUAGAUGCUGUUGACCUGGACGCUCCUCCAGACAUUCUGACCCUUACUGUUCUGGUGCCUCCUGCUCACGGGACCUUAAUGAAUGGGAUCAAUGGACUGGAUAUGAGCAGAUUUAAGGAGAUGGGCCCUGAGAUCCUGCAAAGGAAUCUUCCCAUCCACUCCUUUACCAUGCAAGCUCUACGACAAGGAAUGAAGAUUGUGUAUAUGCACGAUGACACGGAAACCGUUAAGGACAGUUUCACCGUGCAGCUGACAGAUGGCAAGCACACUGUCCAGGGGACGACGUGGGUCCACAUCCUACCAGUCAAUGAUGAAAAGCCACUGCUGCUAAAGAAUGCAGGUGUGGAGGUGGAGGCUCUGGAGCGCAGGGUUAUCUCCAGUGUGGUGCUGGAGGCGGAAGACCACGACACACCCAGUGACCUGCUCUACUACGUUCUCAAUGCAGGCCCCAGGUUUGGCCUACUGCAACUCAAGACAGAAUAUGGAUGGACUGACCUAAAUGCAGGUCAGAAUUUUACCCAGGAGGACGUGGAGAUGAACCGCCUCUGGUACAAACACACAACCUUUAGUGGGUUCAAAGGCCAUGACCGUUUCCACUUCUUCCUCAGCGAUGGAGACCAUCAGACGCCCCCACAGAGCUUCUUCAUUUCUGUCCACAUUGUUCCCAAGGGUGACAUUGUUCUAAUUGCCAGGCCCGUGACCCUAACAGAGGGAGAGAGGGUGGUGCUGACCACAGACAUUCUGAUGGCCACAGACAGUGGAAGCAGGUCGGAUGAACUUGUCUAUACCGUGACUGUUCCACCUAAACAUGGACAUCUGCACAUGGUCCAACACCCUGGGAUCAUCCUGCUGACCUUCACCCAGAUGGAUGUAGCAGCGCAUCGAGUGUGCUACACUCACGACAACAGUCACUUUACUGACCACGACUCCUUCAGCUUUCACAUCAGUAAUGGUGUGACCUCCAGAAGUGGUUCCAUUAGUUUCACUAUUGAACACACUGAUCUUAUUCCACCCACUCUGAGCAUCAACACCGGCCUCCAGCUGACUGAGGGCUCCACCGGAUCCAUCUCUUCUGAACACCUUCAGCUAACUGAUCCUGAUACAGCCUUAGAGAACCUCACCUACAGUCUCAUUCAGCUGCCACAGUACGGCAAACUGCUGCUAAACGGCCUCCCCCUGUCCAAGACCAGCUUCACACAGUUAGACAUCAACAACAUGCAGCUAAGCUACCAGCACCUCAACAGCUUCGCCAGGAUUGACAGAUUCACCUUUCAGCCUUCUGACGGAACCAAUAAAGGGUACCUGGAAUUCGGACAGCUGAGUGAGCAGCCAGCUGUUUUCACAAUCCAGAUAGAGGUCAUAGACAAGACCCCCCCACGCCUUAUCCACAAAGGCACCCCCAGUACAGUAGAGACUCUACAGGAGGGUCAGUAUGGCAUUUAAAUCACUUCCAAACAGCUACAGGCUUCAGAUCCAGACAGCACAGACCAGGAGCUGGAGUUCAUCAUCACAAGGCCUCCACACUUUGGAUACCUCGAGAACGCCAUAACAGGUGCCUAUAUUAAAGGCCGCUUCUCUCAGAAGGACGUGGACCAGCGAGCGCUGCGCUUCAUCAUUCCCUCAGACAUCGACGUGACAGCAGAUAGCUUUGAGUUUCAGGUUAAGGACCCUGCAGAGAACACCAUGCUGCCAGAAGUAAUGGAACUGAGAUGGUCUCGUGUGGAGCUGACAGCUUCCUGUUACCGUGUUUGUGAGAACGCAGGAACUCUAGCUGUUCAAGUGAUGCGCAGUGGGAACAGCGCCGACCCCGCCUACAUUGGCAUACAGGUGGAAGAGGGCACAGCCAAAGUGGGAAAAGAUUUCACUCACAGCACUGCCAGUCUCAUACAGUUCGAUCCAGGAGUAAAUGUCAAAUUCUGGAACAUUUACCUGAAAGAUGAUGGCCUGGAAGAGAACCAUGAGAAGUUGGAGGUGGUGCUGAAAGCACAAAAGAAUGUUGUUCUGGGGCCUAGAAACAAAGCGACGGUGGAGAUUGUGGACCCCCGAAAUGGUAGGUGUGACCCAGAUGAUCUGGUUGUUGAGGACAACAAUAAGAAGUACCCUACUCUCCUCCAUCCUCCACACACUGAUGAGUCCCCACUACGACCCACACCACCACCACAAGAGGAGGAAGACGAGUACACCCCAGACCCAAGCACUGGGAUCAUAUGGGAGAACUACCCACCGAGAGGGGACGUCCCGUAUCGCACUCAGUUCAUCCGCUUUAACGGUGCUGAACCUCAGAACCAAGCUCCCUUCAGACAAGGCAGGAGACACACUCAACUCCUGGGCAAUAACAGACAUAGAGGAAACCAUGAUGCCUCACACUCAACAUGGCUCCAUAGUUUGAUUCCUAUGAGGCCGGUAGAGGAGAGAUCCAUACCUCGUGUCCAUCCUGAAGUGGAGAUUACUCCAAUUUGGAGCUGGUCUGGACAUUCCACAGACAUCAAAUCAGUGGACAUUCCGCAGAGGGAUGCAGUUCCAAGUGACUUCAGCUCGGCAGUACACCAGCACAAGGCUGCAAAGGCUGUUAGUGUUGGCUGUCCCACUGGGUGGACCUACUACAGACGGAACUGCUACAUCCUGGGCCCUGGUGUUGCCACCUGGAGCAGCGCUCAGCAUGCAUGCACAGUGCUUGACGGUCACUUGACAAGCGUUCGUUCGAAGGCUGAUAUGAAGUGGUUGUGGAAAUUUGCUGUGAAACAGUCGUUCUGGAUUGGGCUUUCUGGUACUGCAGGGCAGUGGUCCUGGGCUGACGGCACAUCAUUAACAUUCUCUAAACUCAAGAAGGACAAGGCUUUAGACCAGCAGCAUCGUAUUAACUCCUUGCACAGAUGCGUUCUGGCUCAAGACCAAAAGAAAUGGACUCCAAAAGAUUGCACAAGACAAUCAGAACACAAAUAUGUUUGUUCAGCACCUUCACAAGUUAACAAGUAAAAGACUAAGAAAUAAACGUGUGCCCAUGCCAACAUCAUUCUUUUUUGUAAAAAAAAAAACAAUAAACAUUUGAUUAAA
Astyanax mexicanus (Mexican tetra) is the source of this 7681-nucleotide messenger RNA. It is a transcript of the gene frem1b, whose product is annotated as Fras1 related extracellular matrix 1b. Gene Ontology annotation, cellular component: membrane. Gene Ontology annotation, biological process: cell communication. The record is from RefSeq and is a predicted model, not a curated record. Lineage: Eukaryota; Metazoa; Chordata; Actinopteri; Characiformes; Acestrorhamphidae. The transcript has 35 exons.